Paramacrobiotus metropolitanus is the source of this 1257-nucleotide messenger RNA. RefSeq names its product eukaryotic translation initiation factor 6-like. Gene Ontology annotation, cellular component: nucleolus; preribosome, large subunit precursor; cytosol. Bases 295 to 1035 code for a protein of 246 amino acids. The transcript has 5 exons. The record is from RefSeq and is a predicted model, not a curated record. Gene Ontology annotation, biological process: maturation of LSU-rRNA; ribosomal subunit export from nucleus; cytosolic ribosome assembly. Gene Ontology annotation, molecular function: ribosomal large subunit binding. Lineage: Eukaryota; Metazoa; Tardigrada; Eutardigrada; Parachela; Macrobiotidae.
GUAACGGUGAUAAGUGAUAAGUUGAUAACUAAUCAUUUUUUUAAAAACUAAUAGAGGAUAGUUAGUUGACUGUUGAGUACAGUUACCGCUAGACUAGUUGUUUUUGAUACCAUUAUUGGUUUUCGAGAAAACAAACUGGUUCCACUUUCCAACUUGGCGCGACAACAGCUGUGCGCGUAUGUACAUAUCGCGGAAGUCUUGAGUUUUGCAGUAACUCCGCAAGAGACGCGUCCGGUGGGACCGAACUAGUCCUUCAGGUUUCUGAACCCAACUUUGGGUUCUCCUUAUUUCAAUAUGGCUGUUCGUAUGCAGUUCGAGAGCAGUAACGAAAUUGGAGUUUUUACCAAACUUACCAAUUCAUAUUGCAUGGUGGCGAUCGGAGGAGCUCAAAAUUUCUACAGCACUUUUGAAGCGGAUCUAGCGGACUCAAUUCCCGUUUUUCAGUCAUCGAUUGGCGGUAGUCGGAUAAUUGGUCGUUUGACUGCCGGGAAUCGGAACGGUCUCCUUGUACCUUACGCCACAACGGAUCAGGAGCUGCAGCAUAUUCGUAACAGUCUUCCGGAUGCCGUUGCCAUUCAGAGAGUGGAAGAGCGCCUGUCCGCUCUGGGAAAUGUGAUCGCUUGCAAUGACUAUGUGGCUUUAGUCCAUCCCGAUUUGGACAGAGAAACUGAGGAAAUUAUUGCUGACGUUUUAAAAGUGGAGGUUUUCCGGCAUGCGGUUGCAGAAAAUGUCCUUGUUGGAAGCUAUUGUGCGUUGAGCAAUCAAGGUGGAUUGGUGCAUUCCCGUACGAAAAUCGAAGAUCAGGACGAAUUAUCAUCAUUAUUACAAGUGCCUCUCGUUGCUGGCACGGUUAAUCGGGGAAGUGACGUUAUUGGAGGCGGAAUGGUGGUAAAUGACUGGAUAGCGUUUUGUGGAUUGGACACAACUAGCACGGAGAUUUCGGUUAUAGAAUCGGUGUUUAGGCUGACGGAAGGGCAUCACCCUUCCGCAAUCGCAACGCAGAUGAGAGAUUCCCUUAUAGAAACACUCUCGUAAAACAGUAUGAAUUUUUUUAGUUAGUUUGCCAGCCAAAGUUGACGGUUGGUUGCUAUCUGAUUUCAAAGUGGACACUUUGUUGCUUUUCUCGUUCGUUUAUUGGUUUUCCAUUUUUUAACAAAUGAUUGGUUUUAUAUAGCUUAAUAGCUGUAGAAACAUCUUGUUUUGCACUUCUGGAGAUAUAGUAUUUGCGUCUCAUGUUAAUAAAUUUUGCUGACUUGG